AUGGCCACGAUCGUCACCACCUCAUCACUGGGCCGCUGCGACUAUCGGAUCAAACUCCCACAUGUCUCCAAGGAGCACAUCAAGUUCUUUGUCCAUACGAGCGACGACCAGAGGACGCUCGUCAGCUGCGAGGACACGUCUCGCCACGGUAUCCUCUGGAACGGCGUACAUCUCAAGCGCGGUGAGGCAGUCGUGCUCAACGAUGGCGACCAGAUUCGCCUGCUUGGAAGAAACACGCCUGCGCUCGAGUACCGCAGCGGCGAGCACCCCUUCACGGACAAGAAGAAGGGCGAGGCAGUCCUGGGACGGUACAUCGUCCACUCACGCAUUCUAGGGACUGGAGGGUUCGCCGCCGUCUUUCUGGCUCACGACACCGAGACGCAUCGGCAGCUGGCGUGCAAGGUGCAGGACCUGGCCAUGCUCAAGCGCUCCUCGAUCAGCACGCGGCAGCUGCGACAAGAGAUCGCCCUCCUCAAGAAGAUCUCGCAUCCCAACAUCAACAAGAUACAUGAUAAGAUUCAGUCAAAGGAGCGAUUGUACAUCUUCUGCACAUUGGCCACAGGAGGCGACCUCUUCGAGUUGCUCCAGAUCCGUGCUGUUUUCCCUCACCUCGAGACAAAGUUCGUUUUGAUGCAGAUCGUCGAAGCAUUGCAGCACAUUCACAGUCUGGAGAUUGCCCACCGAGACAUCAAGCCUGAGAACAUCCUCGUCAUCUCGAGCCCUGACAGCUAUCCGCAUGUCCAGCUGGCCGACUUUGGCAUGGCGUUUGCCUCGGCCAACCAGGAGACGGAACGCGUAGACCAGGCGGGAGAGCGGCAGCACAUCCCAAGGGGUCGCAGCGCCUCCGUCGGUGGCACGGUGCACUACCUCUCGCCCGAUGCCCUCCUGGCCAAAACCAAGCACACAUGCUACGACCCCUUUGCCAUCCUCCUCACAUUCAACGUCCUGGACAGCAACGAAGACAUCGAAGCCUUUCUCCUCGAAGAGGCCCUCGCUCGCAAGCUCAUCUCGGCAGAGCAAUACCAAAUGCAGCGGGCCUGGUGGCUGCAGAGCGCCACCGCCAGUAGCAUCAGCAACGCAUCGGAUGCGGCCCAGUCGCGGGAAAAGAGGCAGAUCCUCGCGCGGAUCUUUGAUGUGUCCUUUCUCGCCGAAAUCGACGAUGCUGGCGCUCGACAAGCAAUGGCGAGGCUCAACGAAGUCAAUUCAGAAAGACGCAUCAAGGCAGGGGACAUCGCCGACCUGACCUGGUUCGCAAAAGACAAGGAGACGCUCGAUGCCGUAUACCGCGCCCGCGUCCUCAAGCAUGACGUUGCGGCGGCGGACCUGGACGAGGAGCUACGCUGA
This is a messenger RNA of Acaromyces ingoldii, 1344 nucleotides long. Its product is annotated as kinase-like protein. Gene Ontology annotation, biological process: meiotic recombination checkpoint signaling; protein phosphorylation. Gene Ontology annotation, cellular component: cytoplasm; nucleus. The transcript is spliced from 16 exons. The record is from RefSeq and is a predicted model, not a curated record. Gene Ontology annotation, molecular function: protein serine/threonine kinase activity; ATP binding; protein binding. Lineage: Eukaryota; Fungi; Basidiomycota; Exobasidiomycetes; Exobasidiales; Cryptobasidiaceae. Bases 1 to 1344 code for a protein of 447 amino acids.